AUGACGACAACCUCAAAGCCCAUCGACAACCCUUUUGUCGACCCUGCUACGUCCUUCGAGGAUGCAGGUCGCGCCAACUCGUUCGCUGUGGAUGCUACCUUGGCACUGGGCCGGAAUGUCUCUCUCACUCUGGGGACCGACUCUCUCAUUGUCCUAGACGAAGAAAAUGAAGAGAGAACCGGCAAUAAUUGCUGCGGGCUCUGGUCAUCGAGCACUGCCAACACUCGCGCGAUUCCAUUUUAUAACGUUCUAUGGGCCGAAUUGAAGGAUUCCGAACUCACGCUGCAGUAUGCGUCACCGGUGUCGAAGAAAGUGGUUCGCGCUGCGACGUUGAAGUAUCCGGUGGAAUACCAGAUGGUCGAAUUCGUAAAUAAGUGGAUAUACAGGCUUCUAGAUCGAUCAUACGGCGAGUCACAGCGAAGAAAACGAGUGAAGGUGCUGGUUAACCCUCACAGCGGGAAAGGAAGCGCAGAGAAGUGGUACUAUCGGGAUGCAGAGCCUCUCUUGAAGGCUGCCAACUGUGCAAUUGAUAUGGCAAAGACAACACACAAAGGGGAAGCCAUUUCGAUUGCUGAGAAGCUAGAUAUAGAGGCAUUCGAUGUGAUAGCCUCUGUUUCUGGUGACGGACUGCCGCACGAAGUUUUCAAUGGUUUAGGACGGAGAGCCGAUGCUAAGAAGGCCUUGUCCAAGAUCGCGGUGGUCAACAUCCCAGGUGGAAGUGGAAACGCCAUGAGCUGCAACUUGACUGGAACGGACAGCCCUAGUCUGGCUACACUGGCGAUCAUCAAAGGCAUUCCAACGCCUCUGGAUCUAAUAUCAAUCACUCAAGGAGACACUCGAACACUGAGUUUCCUGUCACAGUCUGUUGGGAUCGUAGCAGAGUCUGAUCUGGCUACUGAACAUCUGCGAUUCUUGGGAGGGCAAAGGUUCACAUACGGGUUUCUUGUACGGUUGAUAAACAAGAUGGUGUAUCCUUGUGACAUUGCUAUCAAGGUGGCUAUCGAUGAUAAGCAGGCUAUCAGAGAGCACUACAAGAAAGAACAAAGCAAUUUUGAGCCGGCAAGUGAGCGAAGGGGGUAUAGAUCACACCAUCUCUUGGAUGAUGAUGCUUCAGCGAGCACUGGUAGUGGCAGCGAUGACAGCUUACCACCUUUGAGAUAUGGAACCAUCAACGACAAGCUACCUGAAGGAUGGGAAUUGGUACCAUAUGACAAACUGGGAAAUUUUUAUUGCGGGAAUAUGGCAUAUAUGGCGGCAGAUGCCAACUUUUUCGCGCCUGCGCUACCUAACGAUGGUUUCAUGGAUCUGGUCUGCAUUAACGGCGACAUCAGCCGCUUACACGCCAUGAAAAUGAUGUUUGCCGUCGAAAACGGCAACUUCUUCGACAUGCCAGGAGUCUGGUACCGCAAAAUCCUUGGAUACCGUAUCAUUCCCAAAAACCAGGAAGAUGGGUUCAUCAGUAUAGACGGCGAGAGGGUACCCUUCCAACCUUUCCAGGCCGAAGUUCACAAAGGACUUGGCACAGUGCUUUCGAAGUCGGGCCAUAUGUACGAGGCUCCUGGGCCUAUCUGA
Molecule: messenger RNA, 1572 nt
Organism: Cadophora gregata
Lineage: Eukaryota; Fungi; Ascomycota; Leotiomycetes; Helotiales; Ploettnerulaceae
Gene: LCB4
Product: sphinganine kinase lcb4
Exons: 4
Coding region: 1-1572 (523 amino acids)
Biological process (GO): sphingosine biosynthetic process
Cellular component (GO): membrane; intracellular membrane-bounded organelle; cytoplasm
Source: RefSeq, a predicted model, not a curated record